This is a messenger RNA of Podospora anserina S mat+, 1308 nucleotides long. RefSeq lists its product as uncharacterized. Lineage: Eukaryota; Fungi; Ascomycota; Sordariomycetes; Sordariales; Podosporaceae. Gene Ontology annotation, molecular function: heme binding; iron ion binding; monooxygenase activity. The record is from RefSeq and is a predicted model, not a curated record. The coding region runs from base 1 to 1308 and encodes 435 amino acids. The transcript is spliced from 7 exons.
AUGACCGCCAUCCUCACCCAAACGCCCCGUCUCUCCCAGCCACCAUUCCGAACCACCACCCUCCACUUUCUCAAACGCAGUUUAGCCACCAUGGGAGCGGUCGAUAUGCCCGGUUUCCCCUUUAAAAGGGCCUCCGGACUUGAUCCUCCAGCUGAGUUUGCCAAGCUGAGGAAGACGGAUCCGGUGUCGAAGGUGAAGCUGUUUGAUGGGUCACCGGCGUGGCUGGUGACAAAGUACAAGGAUGUUUGCCAGGUGGCUACUGAUCAGCGGCUGUCAAAGGAAAGAAGACGCCCUGGCUUCCCGGAGCUGAAUGCCAAUGGGAAGCUCGCUGCGAAGCAGAGACCUACCUUUGUGGAUAUGGAUCCCCCGGAGCAUACCAAGUAUCGUGGCAUGGUCGAAUUCGCCUUCACGACAGAGCACAUCGACUCUUUGAAGCCCUACAUCACCAAGACAGUCACGGAUUUGCUUGACAAGAUGAAGAGCAAGGGGUGCUCCUCUGGCCCGAUGGAUCUGGUUCAGGAGUUCGCUUUGCCUGUCCCAUCUUACAUGAUCUACACCAUCCUCGGAGUCCCUUUUGAAGACCUCGAGUUUUUGACCCAACAAAAUGCCAUCCGCACAAACGGUAGCUCAACGGCCAGAGAAGCAUCUGGUGCCGCACAAGAGCUCCUCAAGUACCUCACCCAACUCGUUGAGAAGCGUCUUGAGUCCCCUAAAGAUGACCUCGUCAGCAGGCUAGUGACAGAGCAAGUCAAGACUGGGAAUCUGAGCAAGGAAGAUGCGGUGCAAAUGGCGUUUUUGCUGCUUGUUGCUGGGAAUGCUACGAUGGUGAACAUGAUUGCUUUGGGCGUGGUAACCCUCUUCCAGAACCCUGACCAGCUUGCUGAGCUCAAGGCCGACCCAGAGAAGUGGGCGGGUCCGUUUGUUGAGGAGCUGUGCCGGUACCAUACUGCGUCUGCCAUGGCAAUGAAGAGGACUGCUAAGGAGGAUGUGGAGAUUGGUGGCAAGAUCAUCCGCGCCGGAGAGGGCAUCAUCGCCUCGAACCAAUCAGCCAACAGAGACGAAGACAUUUUCUCGGACCCGGAAAGAUUCGACAUGCACCGCAAGUGGGGCCAGGAAUGUGCCCUCGGGUUUGGGUUUGGCCCACACCGGUGUAUCGGGGAGCAUCUGGCAAAAGCUGAGCUGAUGACUGUGUUUGCCACGCUGUUUGAUAGGGUUCCGAGCUUGAAGCUGGCGAAGCCAAUCGACGAGAUUGAGUACACGCCCUUGGAUCGGGACGUGGGGAUUGUGAAGUUGCCCGUGAGUUGGUAG